Molecule: messenger RNA, 1426 nt
Organism: Thunnus maccoyii (southern bluefin tuna)
Lineage: Eukaryota; Metazoa; Chordata; Actinopteri; Scombriformes; Scombridae
Product: SH3 domain-containing kinase-binding protein 1
Exons: 6
Coding region: 88-696 (202 amino acids)
Source: RefSeq, a predicted model, not a curated record
CCCUCGGCCCUCCUGUGCUAAACUUAGCCCCUGACAGUACCACUUCUCAUCACAACAUACUCGGAAGACCACAGCGGGUUACAAUGGAUGGUGUCGAGUUACCGCAGAUGCUGCUGUAUCUCACCGGUGAGGCUGACAAAACAAGACACUGACGAGUUUGAUUCAAUUGUGUCACUGGCGGAGAAGCUGAAUGAGCAGGUAGCUCAUGCUGCAGAUGAGAGGUUACAGUCUGAGCUUCAGUCUCUGGUAACACUCACGAUGGAGGUGGAAAGAAAAGAAAACCAGAGUGAAGAGCUGGAUUCUUCAUCAACAACAAGUUUUCAACAAGAAAACUCUGAGGAACCGAGUCAGAAUGGUUCUGCCCUGCCUGCAGCUAAAAGCAAAAGUGCACUCACACAGUCCUCCCCUUCAAGUGCUGCGCCGUCCUUCUCGUCUCUUUUACCGAAAGCUCUCUCUGCUGUUCUUCAUGCGACGCUGCCUCCACGUUACAGCUCCGUGCCUCGGCCAAUCAGAAACCCACCGAACCUGGAACAACUGCAGACAGAGCUGAGAGAACUGAGGGCUAACUUUGAACAGAUGAAGAGUCAGCACAACAAAGAAAUUAAACUGCUGAUGAAUGAGCUAGAUGAGGAGAAAAGGAUUCGUUUGACUUUACAGAUGGAGGUACAACGUAUGAAGAAGCACAUGUCUAAAUGAGCAGGAAGACACAAUAAGCAUCAAGAGAUUCUGAUUUGACUAAAAGAACCAAGUUUUAAAAGUCCUGUUCUACACCUGUUUGGUAAAUGUUAUUUCUCUAAGUUAUACAAAUCAUCCCUGCUCCUUUUUGAUGAAGAAUUAUUAUAUUUAUUUGAAAAACAUGUCUCUUAGAUGUUUUAUUUUUUACUAGAUUGCUGACUGAAAGGACUCAGUGUUUUUUACUGAGUCAUUGUUGAAAAGUGUGAGCGCAGCAGGAGCAGACUCAAGGUGAAAGUCUGCUACAAACCCGAUGUCACACUGAGAAGAGGGUGUGUUGGCUUUCUCUCUUGGAAGUGAGCAGUGCAUGGCCCAGUUAUACAUUUAAUUUAUUUAUUUCUGUAGAUAGACCCUUGAUGACUGUGGCAUCUUUAGCAUCCUGUGGUGGGGGAAAUGCUUUUUUAAAGUGUUUUGAGGUUUCCACAACUUGUUUUCUGUGGGAACCCAUAUUUGUAAUGACUGUUGGUUAGAGGCCUCAAUGUGUGUUGAUGAUUCAUUUUCAAUCAUUUUUCUUUUAUCCAACAGUGAAGGAUAAAGGGCAGCACAAACACGGGGCCCUCUGUCAUAUUUAAGGGCAUGUAUAUUUUUCAAAAAUGUAAUAAUUUGUCUUUUGAUUUAGAAAAAAUGAGCUGACUGAGCUGUCAGUUAAUGUAUUGGUUGCUGACGUUCAGGAGCAUUGUGAAUUCAUUAAAGA